Molecule: messenger RNA, 1236 nt
Organism: Heterostelium album PN500
Lineage: Eukaryota; Evosea; Eumycetozoa; Acytosteliales; Acytosteliaceae
Exons: 5
Coding region: 1-1236 (411 amino acids)
Biological process (GO): proteolysis
Cellular component (GO): cytosol
Molecular function (GO): tripeptidyl-peptidase activity; serine-type endopeptidase activity
Source: RefSeq, a predicted model, not a curated record
AUGAUAAUUCACAGAUAUCCAAUAUCGAUUAGUAUUAUGAUAAAGUUGUUGUUGGUGUUGGUUCUUUUCAGUACGGUAUCGGUUCGUGCUGAUGCUUCAUCUCAAGAUGCUAUCGCCGAUGAUGAAUUUGUCAGUCGCGCUAUCCAAUUGCAAAAAGAAAAGGUCAAAAUCAAUCCGUAUUCACACGACAUUGUUUCGCCAUUCAACGUUGGCAACAGUCAAAAGUCAUCGAUUGACCACGUCAAUCUCUGGGUGUACUUUACAGACAAGAAGAAAACUACAGCCAACUCGACCACCACAAUAAAUCUGAACCAACAAUCGCUGUCGAGAAGAAGCUCACGUUCCGAGCAUGCCGUCGGCGCACUGAAGAACAUCUACCAGAACAGCAAUUCAAAGUCGUCAGCCGACUAUGUGAUCGAUAGUUUCGAUGUGCCAAUCAACCAGAUUUAUAUAGAUAGAGUAGUCGCCGUCGAUUCAUCGUUGAUCAGUGUUAGACAUCGCUCCAAUUGGUUGAAUGCAGUAUCUAUAACCGUGCGACUUGACAACAAUCUCUCGACUCUCGAUGAAAAGGAAGCGGAACUCUCAAAGCUGGUUAAACGAAUCAAAACGCUACCAAACGUAUUGAAAGUAAUUGAAGUCAGUCAAAUCAAAUCAACCUCCUCCGAGCAGAAGCCAUUGACUGCCUCAAAGUCACUGAUCAAUGAAGAUCUUGUCAACCUUGUAAACGGAGUUGACUAUGCACAAUCCUUCAAACAACUAUCACAAAUCAAUAUUAUUGACGCACACACAAAUGGAUAUACAGGAAAAGGUGUUACCAUUUUAAUUUUGGAUACAGGAUUCUACAAAGAUCAUGAAUCUUUGAAAAACUGUAAGAUCGUUGGUGAACAUAAUUUCAUUGAUAAUACAAGUGAAACACAAGGUCCAUUAGGAGAUCCACAAAACUCACAUGGAACUUAUAUUCUAUCGAAUCUUGCUGCUUAUCAACCUGGUAAAAUGAUUGGUGCUGCCUACAAUGCUAACUAUCUAUUAGCUAAAACUGAAAUAGUUUCAAAAGAGAUACCUGUUGAAGAGGAUUACUUUAUUUCGGCAUUGGAAUGGGGAGAGAGUCAGGGCGUUGAUGUGGUAACUGCUUCGCUUGGCUACAAUGAAUGGUACAAGUAUUGGGAUUUGACAGGUGACUCUGCCAUUUCAAAGGCAGUCGAUAUUGCAACUGGCAAGGGUGUCGUUGUUUAUUAA